CUCUCUCUCAAGCUUUCACCAUUAACAAUGGCGGAGAAAAAACCUUGGGAUCAUUUGCGCGAUGGCAUUAACGAUCUCUGGAACUCCUUCUUUGGUGCUUCAGAUGAUAACGAUCUCAGUCUAUUCUGCAAGAAUCGCUCCGACGAACGCAUUCCUGAGAGUUUCCUGGAAAAAUUCAUCAGCAAAUUGGAAGAAGAUAAGUGGACUCUCAGCGAAGAUCCAGACUAUAAGACACCACAGGAGUUGAUGGAUAAGGUGUUUCAGGCUACGAAAAAGAAAAUGAUGGAAAAGCUUCGCAAACAGAACAAGAAGAAAGUUGCUCAAGAUGAGAAGAAGGAAGAGAUUGUGCAGCAGGAGGAAGCGAUUGUGCCUGUGGAAGUUGUAGAGGAGGAAGAAGAAGUUGUCCUCACUGAAGAACAACUGAAGCUAAACUUGGAAGUGAAAAGAAAGAGACGUGAAGAGUGGGCAAAGCUUAAGAAGAUACAAAGCCAGGAGAGAGCUGAAAAAACCAGGAUCUAUCAGAGGGACUUGACAAUGGCAAAUCGAACUCUGAGCAUGAACAAUGAGCUAAUUGGCUGUGAUAAGGAAGCUCAAAGGCAGAAAGGAUGUCCUAGUGAUGCUGAUGUCGGAAAAUGGCUUACAAAGGCUGUUGAUCGCCGCGUGGUUGUGCUAAAAUUCAAACUUUGCUGGUCCGCAUGUCCAACCAGAUUGCCUAAGAGUCUCUACUCCUGCGAAACACUCGAGGAACUUACACUCUCUCACAAGAUUCUUGUGGAUUUCCCUUCUUCUGCUUGCCUCCCGUCCCUUCUCACUCUUGAACUUUUCUAUGUGGUGUAUAAAGACGAGGCUUCUCUUGUUAGGCUCUUAUCGAGCUGCCCUGUUCUUGAACUUUUGGACGUGAAACGAAACAAGAAUCAUGACAAUACUUUAGUGUAGCAGAUACUGGUAGGUGUUUGGCUAUCGA
Messenger RNA from Arabidopsis arenosa, 964 nucleotides. Lineage: Eukaryota; Viridiplantae; Streptophyta; Magnoliopsida; Brassicales; Brassicaceae. The record is from the annotation of a GenBank genome assembly.